ACGUGCUCCCAUCCGGACAACUUCAUCCCAUUCCAACAAACACCCGAACCGCUCGCAAGGUCCAGGUGAAGAACGCCCCGACCCAAUCCCGCUUCUCGUGGAGAACGGAUAUUUUUGCGGCUCCUCUUUGCUCGUGCAGUGCCUAGCAAGUGUUACCAUUUCUAGCUUCUAACUUUCUCAAUCGACUUGAGACAACUUCCUGCAGCUUCCAACACCAUGAAAGGCGAAGUCCUUCAUCUUCAUCUCGGCCAGGCUGGUACCCAGCUGGGAAACAGUGCUUGGGAACUUUACCUUCUUGAGCACGGGCUUGGUCACGACGGCAAGCCGGACCCGAAUGCGAAGGACAUCGCGGAGGGCGGUUCAUUCGAGACCUUCUUCACCGAGACCAGCGGUGGCAAAUACGUUCCCCGCUCUCUCUUCGUCGACCUGGACCCGUCACCCAUCGACGAGAUUCGGACCGGUGGCUAUCGCCAGCUUUUCCACCCCGAGCUUCUGAUCAGCGGCAAGGAGGAUGCAGCCAACAACUAUGCUCGUGGUCACUACACGAUCGGCAAGGAGAUGGUCGACAAUGUCAUCGAGCGCAUUCGACGUGUUGCCGACAACUGCAACUCUCUCCAGGGCUUCUUGAUAUUCCAUUCCUUCGGUGGCGGUACCGGUUCCGGCUUCGGUGCCCUACUGCUUGAGCGUCUGUCUACCGAGUACGGGAAAAAGUCGAAGCUAGAAUUCGCAGUUUAUCCGGCCCCACGCGUUUCGACGGCUGUCGUUGAGCCCUACAACGCUGUGCUCUCCACCCACAGCACCAUCGAGAACUCGGAUUGUACCUUCCUGGUCGAUAACGAGGCUGUCUAUGACAUUUGCCGCCGGAACCUCGACAUCCCGCGUCCCAGCUACGAGCAUCUCAACCGUCUCAUUGCUCAGGUCGUCAGCUCCAUCACCUCCUCCCUGCGCUUCGACGGAGCGCUCAACGUCGAUCUGAACGAAUUCCAGACCAACCUGGUUCCUUACCCACGUAUCCACUACCCGCUGAUCAGCUACGCUCCGGUCAUAUCUGCCACCAAGAGUGCCCAUGAGAGCUUCAAGGUCCAUGAUCUGACAUUCCAAUGUUUCGAGCCUAACAACCAGAUGGUUGUCUGUGACCCGAGAAACGGCAAGUACAUGGCUGUGGCUCUGCUGUACCGUGGCGACGUGGUCCCGCGUGACUGCAACGCGGCGGUUGCUGCGCUGAAGGCCAAGGCUUCCUUCAACCUCGUCGAGUGGUGCCCUACAGGUUUCAAGAUUGGCAUCAACUACCAGAAGCCGGUGGCUGUUCCGUCGGCCACCCCCGCUGACGGCGCCCUUGCAAGCGUUGACCGGUCCGUGUCCAUGCUGUCCAACACCACAGCUAUUGCUGAGGCUUGGUCCCGUCUGGACCACAAAUUCGAUCUGAUGUACAGCAAGCGCGCCUUCGUCCACUGGUACGUUGGCGAGGGCAUGGAGGAGGGCGAGUUUAGCGAGGCCCGGGAGGAUCUUGCAGCUCUGGAGAAGGACUACGAAGAGGUCGCUGCGGACUCGUCGUUCGAGCCUGAGGAGGGUGAGGCCGAGUACUAGGCUUGACAUGCGGUCCCGUCCGGCUGGACCCCAGGAUGCGCGCAUCAUGGUUCCGUGGUGUAUGUGGACAACUAUGAGAAGCAGGUCUGACUUCUGUUGCACGCUGAGAGAAGUGCUUUUUGUUUGAUUGGUUUGUUCCAUAACCGAGGUUUGGACUUGGACUUGGUUUUGCGCUGGGUGUGGUAACUUGUGGACAAUCAACCCACUAAGCUGAAUGAGCAGGUGCCCCGGUUGAGAUUCUGGCGAACCUACAGCUAGAGCUAGUGUAUGUCAUAUGUAACUACCUCUAUUCCCUCGCCUCCCCAUCUAGAAUUCUUCAGUACCUGGCCGUGUCUAUUCCGUCCACCUCGAUACUUCGUUCUAGGGUUUGACCAC
Molecule: messenger RNA, 1962 nt
Organism: Gaeumannomyces tritici R3-111a-1
Lineage: Eukaryota; Fungi; Ascomycota; Sordariomycetes; Magnaporthales; Magnaporthaceae
Product: tubulin alpha chain
Exons: 5
Coding region: 217-1587 (456 amino acids)
Biological process (GO): mitotic cell cycle; microtubule cytoskeleton organization
Cellular component (GO): microtubule; cytoplasm
Molecular function (GO): structural constituent of cytoskeleton; GTP binding
Source: RefSeq, a predicted model, not a curated record